Molecule: messenger RNA, 3285 nt
Organism: Plectropomus leopardus (leopard coralgrouper)
Lineage: Eukaryota; Metazoa; Chordata; Actinopteri; Perciformes; Serranidae
Gene: tmem214
Product: transmembrane protein 214
Cellular component (GO): endoplasmic reticulum; Golgi apparatus
Source: RefSeq, a predicted model, not a curated record
UGAUCUGAACCGUUGAGAGUGAGUCCUCCAGCUUCAUUGAGCAAGGAGGAAGGCGGCAGGCAGGAGCGGCACCCGACCUAAAUAUCACCCCAAUCUGGACCAGAUAGAGACAUGGCUUCAAAUAAUGGCUCAGUCGGCAAAUGGGAGGUAGUGAAAAAGGGAAAGAAAAGUAACAUCAGCGGCGGAGGAGCGAAGAACACGGCUGACAAGAAAACCGGCAGCGGGGGAAGGAAAGCCCUGGGCGAAUCCAACCAGCCGUCCAGACCACCCCUGAAGAUGUCAGAGACUCUGUACGACGGCUUUGAGAAGAUGGGGAAGAAACAGAACAAGGAGCAGGUUCCACCACCAGCCGAGCCCGAAAAUAAGAAACCCUCAAGUAAACCGUCCAAGAAAUCACACUCCAGCAGUGCAGUCACCCCCGCAACUCACAAGACCCUUGAGGAAGCCUUCAAAGCUUUGGAUGUUGGGGACCUGAAGCAGCAGUUGGCUCGCAGUCAGACCCUGUUUCCAGAAAACCCAUCAGUGUGGGUCAAAGACCUGGCAGGAUACCUCAACCUCAAUCUGACUGCGCCAGAGACUGAGCCCACACUCAGCAGCUAUACUCAUGACUACCCAUACUGCCUUUCAGGAAAAGAGCUGAAGGGUGUGAUCAAAGGCCUCAUUGGACGCUGCAGCGACAUUCUGCCAGAUUUCUUCGACCACUGUGUUUACACUAUGCUCAGGGAGCUGGACAGACAGUCAGGAGAACCUCUGCAUGGCUACAGAGUUUGCAUUCAAGCAAUCCUCCAGGACAAACCCAGGAUAGCCACUCAAAACCUUCCAGAGUAUUUGGAGUUACUGCGAUCAGUUCAGAAUCGUCCUGUGAAAUGUUUGACGAUCAUGUGGGCUCUUGGCCAAGCUGGAUUUUAUGACCUCAGCCAGGGACUCAGAGUGUGGCUGGGCAUCAUGCUUCCUGUGCUGGGAGUGAAGUCCUUGUCAUCAUAUGCCAUUGCAUAUCUCGAGAGACUUCUUCUACUUCAUGCGAACCUGACAAAGGGAUUUGGCAUCAUGGGCCCUAAAGAGUUCUUUCCUUUACUGGAUUUCGCCUUCAUGCCCAAGAACGCCCUGCCAUCAAGUUUGCAGGAGCAGCUGAGGCGUCUGUACCCUCGACUGAAGGUUCUCGCAUUUGGAGCCAAACCUGAGAGCACGUUACACACAUACCUGCCAUCAUUUCUGUCCAGAGCCACACCACACUGUCCGGAUGACAUGAAGAGAGAGCUGCUCAGCAGUAUGACAGAGUGUUUGUGCGUGGACGUUCAGAGUCUAGGAGUGUGGAGGCAGCUCUAUACCAAACACUUACCCCAGUCCAGUCUGCUGUUGAGCCAUUUAUUGAAGUCCUGGAAUAUCCUGCCACCAAAGCUCCGGAAGAACCUUGAGGAAACAAUCCAGUCUUUCAGAGUGACCAAUGAGGAGAUGAGAGACACUGUCGAAUCUCAAGAGCUUCAGGACUGCAAUAACCUGUGCCAGAAUCUGCAGGUAAAGAUGCGAGGUCAUGGGUUCCCCUGGUCCAGACUGCUCAUGGUGCUGCUCGUGUUUGCUGCAGGCUUCAUUGCUCAUGACAUCAGAUCCAACGGUUCCUACGCAGAUUCCACCACAGCAUUGUAUCUGCGCAGCUCAGGGGUCACAGCUGUAUCUCAGCAGGCCUGGAGCAAAAUAAGAGUCUACUCGACACAAGGCUUCAGCUGGUUGGAGACGAACACUCCUCAUUAUUACUCUGAGUGUGCACGAGUUUUGGGGCCACUAAUGGACCAAGGUUUAGAAAAGGCAAAAACAGCAGCCAUCUUCAUCUCUGAAAACACCACACAGUUUAUUCUCUGGGUCAAAGAAAAGACACCGCUGGCGAUAGAAUGGGUGAACACCAACACGCCUGACAGUGUGUUCCAGGUGUUGGCAUAUUUAAAGGAGCUCCUCCUCCUCCUCCAUCAGAACUACAUCCUGCCAUCGCUGGCGUACAUAUCUGAACUGCUACAGCGAGCGUGGAUCAACCUACAGGAUUCCUGCAACGGCGAGGUGUCUAUAUCGUGUCUGCAGGACCACGCUUUGUCUUUUACCAACUCUACGUGGCAGCUGCUCCAACACACGACCUCGGCCAUCAAGACGUGGGCUCAGGAGUUGCUGACACGAGCGUGAUAACGUCACAGAUCCUGACUAAUUUUUCCAUACACACACAAAAAAUGCACACAAGCUAUACAUUCACACACACACACACACACACACUGACCCGAUCUGAGGCUGCCUUUCUGUGUGUCGGCUCCCCUCUUAAGCUGUGAUUGGACGCUGUGGGGUCAGACAAAAAAAAAAAAAAAAAAAACUCUCACUCAAAAGGACCCUUCUAUCUCUUGUUUUGGCUAAUUUUUUAAAUCAGUUUGCUGUUGUAUAGAUGUUUUUUUUUCUACCAAUCUCUUUGUCACUGCUGGACGCAGAGGUCGCCUUUCUCUCUGUCUCUCUCUCUCCCUCCCUGAGUUUUCUACUGCAAUUUUCAGCUUUUUCUUUAACCUUUGGGUUAAACAGAUUGUGUAAUUUAUAGAACAUGUAGGUUUGUAGAUGAUUUAUAAACCGUUUUUAUUUAAAGAUAUAUAUAUAUAAAAAAAAAAAAAAAGAAGUGUUAUGUGAAAACUUGGCAAAGGGCAGGGAAAAGACCAAAAAAUAUAUUUCAGACUUCUCAAAGCCACUGUAGACCUCGUUCGCCAUCUUCUUAGGGCCGCCUCAUCUCCCAUCCAACCUGAGAAUCUGUCCAGUGUAAAGCCUUCAAAGGGGAAGAUAUUGUAGGUGAAGGGUCACAUCUUCGGGUGGAUGGACUCAUUCAGAUAUGAGGUUGGCAGCAUAACUCAAACAUCAGUCCAAAAGGUCCUGAAGAAGAAAAAGAAAUGUCUCAUUUGUCCUGCACAUCUCCUUGUCUUGUCUUUGCUGCUUUGUCACCUGCCUGCUGUUUCUUGUGUUUUUUUUAUUUGCCAUCAGUAGCUCAACCCCUGAGCUUAAAAGCAGCAGUCGUGUACUCAUACUUGAAGGCUGAUGAUAUUGUUUGUGUGUGUGUGUGUCUGGGAUCAUGAUUAACCCCGUGCCAACGUCCUCCUGUACGCCAGAAUAUGACUAAGAAAGAAAAAACCUCUCGUCUUGGCAAGGCAAACAUUUCUGACCAGCUGAUUCACUAACUGUUCCCUGUAAACAAGAUGUUUGGAUGGAUAUGGCAACGACUAAUGUCUUACUUUGUAAUAUAAAUGAUUUAUAAUAAAGAUUUCAACCCCA